GUGCGAGCGUAGAGAUGGCGUAUUCGACCCUUCCUUUGCCUCGGUCGGUCUUGGUAAACGGCCGGAGACAACUAGUAAAACCUUCAUUUUUAUUUUUAUUACUUUAUUAUUUUUAUUUUGCGCGCGAGAAAGCAUUUUGCGCAACCCGGGACCGGUUUGAGAGCUUCGGCGAUGAGAGGGGAAAAAAAAAAAGAGCUUCUUAUGUGGUGAAACCCCCUCGAAACGGGACGUUGCAAUCCCGGCCCUUUUGCUCGUUGGGUGCAACUUUGAUAUAAAAUUGAUUUUUUGGUGGUAUAUAUUGUCAUUAUGAGAUGUUGUCUCUCGGUGCUUCAUUUGUGCAAAUUAAAUUCGAUGAUCUGCAGUUCUUUGAAAACUGUGGCGGCGGAAGUUUUGGGAGUGUAUAUCGAGCCCGAUGGGUUUCUCAGGACAAGGAGGUGGCUGUGAAGAAGCUGCUAAAAAUAGAAAAAGAGGCAGAAAUACUCAGCGUGUUGAGCCACAGAAAUAUCAUUCAGUUUUAUGGUGCUGUUAUUGAACCCCCAAACUAUGGCAUAGUUACAGAAUAUGCUUCUGCUGGGUCAUUGUAUGACUAUAUUAAUAGCAACAGAAGUGAAGAAAUGGAUAUGGAUCAUAUAAUGACCUGGGCAAUGGACAUUGCUAAAGGAAUGCAUUAUUUGCAUAUGGAGGCUCCAGUCAAAGUAAUCCAUAGAGAUCUAAAGUCCCGGAAUGUUGUUAUAGCUGGUGAUGGAGUAUUGAAGAUUUGUGAUUUUGGGGCUUCAAGAUUUCAUUCCCAUACAACACACAUGUCUCUGGUUGGUACUUUUCCCUGGAUGGCUCCAGAAGUAAUACAGAGUCUCCCAGUAUCAGAAACAUGUGAUACAUAUUCAUAUGGUGUGGUUCUCUGGGAGAUGCUAACAAGGGAAGUCCCCUUUAAAGGCUUGGAAGGAUUACAAGUAGCUUGGCUUGUAGUGGAAAAAAACGAGAGACUGACCAUUCCAAGCAGCUGUCCUGGAAGCUUUGCAGAAUUGAUGCUCCAAUGUUGGGAAGCAGACCCAAAGAAGAGACCCUCUUUCAAGCAGAUCAUUUCGAUUUUGGACUCCAUGUCAAAUGAUAGCAACCUUCCAGACCAAUGCAAUUCAUUCCUGCAUAACAAGGCAGAAUGGCGAUGUGAAAUCGAGGCCACCUUAGAAAGGCUGAAGAGAUUGGAACGUGAUCUGAGCUUUAAGGAACAGGAACUAAAGGAAAGGGAAAAACGCUUGAGAAUGUGGGAGCAGAAGCUAACUGAACAAUCCAACACACCGUUGCUGCCAUCAUUUGAUAUUGGUGCAUGGACUGAAGAAGACGUGUAUUUUUGGAUGCAACAGCUCGUUAGAAAAGGUGAUUCAUCUGGCGAUAUGAGUAUAUAUGCUAGCUUGUUUAAAGAGCAUCACAUCACAGGAAAACGUUUACUUCUUCUGGAAGAAGAUGAUUUGAAGGACAUGGGAAUUGUUUCCAAAGGACACAUCAUUCAUUUGAAGACUGCCAUUGAGAAGCUAUGUCAGGAUUUCUUCAAUAUGUUUCAUUUUCCACCCCUUAUUAAGGAUCCUGCCAGUGAAAAUGAGGCCAGUGAGGUGAAAGUGCUGAAUCUGGAGCUUGUUUUUGGCUACCAUUUAAAACCUGGAAAGGGUCCUCAGGAUUGCAAAUGGAAAAUCUAUAUGGAAAUGGAUGGGGAUGAAAUUGCAAUAACAUAUAUAAAAGACGUGACGUUUAACACUAAUCUACCCGAUGUCGAGAUUUUAAAAAUGACAAAGCCUCCAUUUGUGAUGGAGAAGUGGAUUGUGGGGAUAGGAAAAGAUCAGACUGUCGAGUGCACAGUGACUUAUGAGGCUGAUGUCCACUCUCCCAAAUCUACCAAACACAUCCAGCAAGUGCAAUGGAGUCAGGUGAAACUGCAGGAUGAAGUGAAAUCAGUACAGCUGAAAAUACAGACAUCUCUCCCAAACGUGGAAGGCAACCCUCGGAGCAGAUCCAAUUCCAGUAUUGACUGCCAAUGGAUGAAUGCAUUGAAAAUGCACCGUGUGACAAGCAGUCCUUCUCUCCAACAUUCCCGUCCCCACAGUCCCAACAACUUAACCCAUUUUUUACCCUACCUUCACAAUCAAGACACUUAUGCAGCUGCUGUGAGGCGGACUUCAGUGCCCACUACCUAUCAUAUUACCCCGCUCAUUCAGUCAAGAAGCUCAUCGCCAACAACCUAUUUAUCAUCUUUACAUCUGAAUUCCAAGGGAAGCAGCAGCUCCAGUGCAACUUCGACUUCGGAUAGUCCAUCGGAAAGAGGCAGCUCCAAAACCAGAAACAGAAAUAACUAUCACAGCAGUGUCUCUCCUGGAGGGGCAGCAGCUGGAAAGCGUUGGGUAAGAAACCCAGCUACUCCAGGGACACUGAGAAAUGCUGGGAAAUAUUCUAGGUCUUCCCAGUCAACCUUCAAUCAAUAUCAACAUCUGCCAAGGACGCAUGAGAGAAAGCACCCUCAUUACCCGCAGCAACACAAAUCAAUACCAGGGAUGCCCUUGAAAACUGAAGCAGAAGAAGAAGAGGAAGAAAGCAAAGUCAGCGAAGGCGGAUGGGUGAAAGUCAAUUAUUCAAAGAAAUCUUACCGACAUUCUGUUGGCAAACAAAACAAGGAGAAACCAAAAGGCACUGGAACACUUCAGAGAAAAUCCCGUUGAUGCUUUUUCAGAAAUAGGUUUUAUUUUUUAUUGCACAGAGCACUGACUUUCCACGGAGAAGGUUUGAAAUUGUUCUUAAAAUAACUGACAACGAAUGUGAAAAGGGGGAGCCUGCAACAGAAAUCGCCUGGGAGGAAUGACAUUAGCACAGCCUUGGGUUCUGUUGGAGGCUUUUUUAGCACAUUGUAAGCCUGAUAUAGAGCACAAGAUGUCAAUUCUCUCUUUCCUAUGAAACAACACUGCCAAAGCAUCUGACAGCAGCUGGAUAGCAUUCUUGGGCCUGAAGCAGGGGCCUCCUAGGGUCCAAGAAGGACUAAGGACCCUGCCACACCUCUGGUGUCUGAGACUCCACCAAAAUGGUAGAGCUAAUCAGGUGCAAAAGGUUCUGUUUUUUUUAGUGUGUCUACUUUUAAUCAGGUACAUUUUACUUAAGUCUAGUAUUUCCAUUAGUAUGAUAUUCUAGUUCACCAUUCUUUGUUAUUUCCAAUACUCUGAUCCAGUAUUGAUACAAGGACAAAAAAAAAGUGCUGCUUAAACUUAUGAAUGGAAAAAGGAAUGACUGCAAAAGUUAUCAUUUCCAUAUUUUGAGUGCUUGAGGUUGUCUAAUGAAUUAUUUUCUCCUUGGCUUGAUUUUGUAGCAGCACCUUCAAGCUACUACCUCAAUCCUCCAUUUAGCGAUAAGCCCCAAUCUAAUUCAAUUGGAAUUAUUUUUAUGGUUAGGGGAAAGUGUUAACAGCUUCCUCAAAGAAGCAAAAUAAUAUAAGAAAAAAGGCCUAAUUAUUUUUGGUACAACUAUUUAUUAACCUAAGGUAAAAAUCUUAUUCAUGGUAUUUAACUAUACUCUCUGUGUUGUCUUUAAGUAAUAAAAAGAAACAUAAUACGUGUAUGCAGUAUUUUGCAAUUCCAGUGAACUUGAAUAUUUGUUUUCUUGGACAUACCUGCAAGAAAGCAAAUUCCAGUGGGAUUUUCUUUGAAAUAAAGAAUUAGGUGAUAUAAAAUUAAUUCAUUUCUCCAAUUGCAAUUUUCAGAAAAAUAAUGAUAUUAUAUUAGAUUCCAUUUAGUAAAACCUAACUCCUAACUUAACCUUCCCCUUUUGAAUUAUAAGGAAAGGAAAAGGUUUUUAAAAAUAUUGUUUAAAGUAAUUUGAUACUUAGCCGAGGAAAUAAGGAAUAAAUGUAUCUUAUUUAACAUAUCUUUUCUACUUCUUCAUGUAGUAGCAGGUUUUUAACAAUAGCAAAGUAAACCAUUUCAGCCAGCUGUAAAACUAGCGGUCUCUUCUCAUUCAAGGAGCUAUUUCUUUGAUUGGCUCAGGUCUCUCCUAUUUCUAGGAAGAGUGGUUUCCUAGGGGUAGUGCAGGUGCUCCCUAUUUGUUCAGCAAAUUAUUGGAGGAGAGCUUUAUAGAUGUAUUUAUUUAUUUGGUAGAUGUAUAUGGCCAUUCCCUCUCACAUGGGCAACUCUAGACAGCUGACACAAUAAAAUAUCAAUUCAAUCAGGAUAAAUAAAUUAUACAAAGCAAAAGAAGAAUGUAUAUCAAGCGCAAAGCAGUCAAUAACAAAGAGAUUCAACUGACAGGCUCAGCCCCCUCCCAACCUUCACACUUGAGAGAAAAGCUGUGUCUUAAGGGUUUUAUGAAAGGCUAGCGGGGUUGGGGGACAAUCUAAUCAACACUAUAUAAAAGCUCUCCUGGGUAUGGCUGCCACUUGUUCUUUAAACAGGAGCUGUGAGAUCAGGAGGACCACAAAACUGUGCACUGAUUUUGACAAGAGUAGUGCAAUUCCACCCAGAACUAAAGAUGGAAAAAUCACCAAAUCCAGCAGGCCCUAAAAACCUGGAUAGAUUUGAAACCUGUUCUUCCCCAUCCAGUUGUCCAAAGCCUCCAGCUACAAAGACAGAACCUUCAUAGCAUUACUUGGGCAGCCCAAGACCAAAGAUAUACAUAUGAUAUCACCAGCCUUCUGAUGUUACUUCACCCCAUAUCUCUGAAUGACCUUGUCCAGAAUCUUUAUGUAAAUGUUAAAGAAAUGCGGGUAGAAAGUCAAGCCCUGAAGAACCCAGCAAAAAGUGCACAUGGACUUAAACCUCUCCACAACCCAUUAAUACUGACUGGAAUUUAUUUCAGAGGAAGGGAGUAGAACCUGCAAGGCCAUGUCCCCUGAAGGAUAGCAUAACUAAUAGUACUGAAAGCUGCAGAGAGAACAAGGAGAUACACUAACCCCACUUAUUAUUUAUCACAUUUCUACUCUGCCUAUCUCACCUAAGUGACUCUUAGCCCUUGCAAGCUCUGUUUGUUGUGUUUGAAUUCAUGAAGCUCUGAACUCACGAAAAAGCAGAUUAAGGGUUGAAAGAAAAGGGAGAGAGAAAUGAUUAUAAAUAAUUGAAAUAUAGCUGAGAGAUGUUGUUGUUUAUGUGUUGGGGCAGCUACCUUCAGAAUUUAUAAACUCACUAAGGUGGAUUAUCAAAAUGUCCAAACCAAUUCCAGGCUUCCAGGCCACAAAGAACACAUUUCACUCCCUGUGGGUUAAGCUCACAUUCCUGUUCUUCAGCUUUACUACACUCACUACUUCAAGUCCAGCAAUAUGACGGUGCUUGGCUCAAGUAGUUGACCGUCACAAAGAAAGAGAGAGAGAGAGAGAGAGAGAGAGACCCUCUCAAAGCUCUAGUAGGUGUAUUUGCGUCAAGGGAUGAGAAUAAGGUAAGAUUUUGGCAACCCUCAUUUGCAGCCUUCUCCUCACCUACACAACAUCUAGGCUGCAAUCAACGCUAAAAGAAAGACGAACAGUGAGACUAAUGUAUGCUGUGGUGGGUUAAGUGGGCGGAUGUUUGCAGCAUCUUAAUUAGUGAACAGGCAUGCGUUACUUGGCUGCUUUCACUCAGGAAUCUAAAUAUGGAUAAAGGGGCAAAAAGAACAUGUCUAGCUUAGCACAAAUGUGAAGUCUCUCCAUCACUGUAUUGCCAAAAUGAUCAGCACUGUCCCUGGCAGGCUGUUACCUUAAGCACUGCAACAUUCUAUAACCAAAGAUCAAGCGAGUUUAAAUUUCAUACCAAACAUAAAUGGUUGUGGUUUCAUUUAAUUUACACCAAAAAGAUUAGAAUUCCUGAUAUCUGUAAUCCACCUUCUUUGAUGGUUUAGUGUGAUAGCAUUGUUUGCACCUUUGUAUUUUAAGAAAACUCUCCCCAUUUCAUUAUUUUCGUUCUUUUACUUAUAGCCUAAAAUAGCAGCCUUUUACUGCCUGGGAAUUUGAUGCCUUAUAGCUCGGUCAAGCUAAUUUAUAUGCAGACUAUUAUGUCAAUAAAUCCACUUUCUUCUUCCCUGCAAGAGAA
Molecule: messenger RNA, 6026 nt
Organism: Pantherophis guttatus
Lineage: Eukaryota; Metazoa; Chordata; Lepidosauria; Squamata; Colubridae
Gene: MAP3K20
Product: mitogen-activated protein kinase kinase kinase 20
Biological process (GO): protein phosphorylation
Cellular component (GO): cytoplasm
Molecular function (GO): MAP kinase kinase kinase activity; ATP binding; protein binding
Source: RefSeq, a predicted model, not a curated record